AUGAAACAAGCGUACGAGCUGUCGACGUUGACCGGGACGCAGGUGAUGUUACUGGUGGCGAGCGAGACCGGGCACGUGUACACGUUCGCGACGCGCAAGCUACAACCGAUGAUCACGAGUGACGCCGGGAAGGCGCUGAUCCAGACGUGUCUCAACAGUCCGGACCCGCCGCCGUCGGGCUCGUCGGGCGACCAGAGGAUGUCGGCGACCGGCUUCGAGGAGACCGAGCUGACGUACAACAUCGCCGACGACGAGCAGAAAGUAAGGCAACUGGUGUACGGCUCGCCGCACGGUGGCUCGCUGCACGCCGGCUAUCCUGGUGCCGGGCCCGGUAGCGGGCCAGCGGGCGGCCCGACCGCGGGGGCCCAUCCGCAGCCGCCGCCACCGCCGCCGCCGGGCUCGCAGCACGCGCCACCCUCGCACGCGCAGCACGCGCACCUCAUAGCGCAUGCACACGCGGCGGCGGCGGCCGCCGCCGCAUCGCCGACCUCGCACCUCGUCCCGUGCUCGAGCCCGGGCCCGAUGCUCGCCGGAGGCCCAUACCAGCAAUCAUGCCCCUCGCCCCUGCCGCCCCAUCACGCCGCCUAUCAUCCCCAUAUGUCGCACUCGCACCCCCAACGGUAGUACGCGCUCGCCGCUCGUCGGCCCUUCGCGCUCCGUCCCCCGUUUCCGCCGCAUUUCACGUUUUAACUUUUAAGACGUUGAAAAAUCGGUGCAAUCGAAGAGAUCGCGUCGCGAGUAUUAACGCGAUACCGACGUUGCUGUGAGACGCGUCGUUGUAUCGCGAGUCAGUGAGUCCGAAUGUAUUCCGAAGAGAGAGAGAGAGAGAGAGAGAGAGGAGACUUAUCUCUCGCGUCUCGUUAUGCUCACCGUGGGUGGGUUCGGUUUGAUAGAACGACGCGAGUAAUAAUGUUUGUCAUAAAUUUGUGUAUGUUAUGUUACGUACAAAGAGCAACGGUUAUCGCGACAAUUAUCGCGCAAUUAUUUAUGAAACGUCAUGCGGCGCGCGUUCAGAAAUCUUUUUUUUUUUUUUAUAAAAGAUUGAUGAUUAAAAAGGUUCAAUUUAACGAAUGUUAUCAGCCAAAUGGCUCCAAAAAUGAAGUAAAUCACCGUUCAAAUUGCGUAUUACAUAUUUGACAUUUUUUAAAUAUGUCUCAAUAUCGCAAACUUUUGAUGCGUGUGUUUCGUUUAUUUUUCACAAUUAACUCUGCUCUCCCGUGAAAUAUACGGCGUACAACUAUUUUAGCAUACACCGACGCGAAGCCGCGCGCGGUUUUUAGAUACCGAAAUAAUUUUCUCUUCGGAUAUCGCAUGUACCACUGACGUAAUUUCCCGCUAGACGUUGAAUCGCGCCGGCGAGCGUGCCGUAGAGUCACGUAUGGUAUUUAUUGAAUUAUAUACGCGGCGGACGCGCGAAAGGAGGAUUGUAGGCUUCCCUUGCGAUCGAGUAUUCUUCGUUUGGUCGUACAUGACUACGACUGAUGACGCGCGCGCAAAUCUAGUCCAAUCUCUCGACACGUUUUUACUUAAAUAUAUAUUAUAUAUAUCCAUACGUUAUAUGCAUACCCAUAUAUGUAUGUAUAUCGGUGAAUCUCGAUCAAAUAUUGCGUGCUUCGAAUUUUGCGCUCCCGCGCGCGAAAGGGGUGGAAGGGCGGAAGCGCGUUGUAUCGUCGAAAUAUGAAAAGUAGAGAGUGGUUUCCGCUUGAGACGAUUUUGCCUAACGAACGAACGCAAGUCCCCUGUCAGCGUUCCCAGGAGCGAAUCACGGAUGGCUCGUCUACGAUCGAUAAUCUCCGAGAUCACCGCUCGUCCACGAUCGAUGAUCUCCAAGAUCACGAGCGGAUUGUAAGAUUCGAUGGGACGAGUAUCGGUCAAU
Messenger RNA from Temnothorax curvispinosus, 1876 nucleotides. RefSeq names its product velvet complex subunit 2-like. Lineage: Eukaryota; Metazoa; Arthropoda; Insecta; Hymenoptera; Formicidae. The transcript has 2 exons. Gene Ontology annotation, molecular function: DNA binding; protein dimerization activity. The coding region runs from base 1 to 624 and encodes 207 amino acids. The record is from RefSeq and is a predicted model, not a curated record.